GAGUUACAGCAGUGAGGACACCAUGUCGAUGGGUCUGGAGAUUGGCGGUAUCAGUCUGGGGAUAAUCGGGUGGAUCCUCGCCAUCGUGACCUGUGCUCUGCCCAUGUGGAGGGUGUCUGCCUUCGUAGAGAGCAACAUCAUCACGGCGCAGACCAUCUGGGAGGGCCUGUGGAUGAACUGCGCGCACCAGCAGAGCACGGGCCAGAUGCAGUGCAAGGUCUACGACUCCAUGCAGGCUCUGAGUUCGGACCUGCAAGCGGCGCGCGCCAUGACCAUCAUCGCCAUCACCCUGGGGGUGCUGGGGGUUCUGAUCGCCAUCAUGGGCGCCAAAUGCACCAACUGCAUCAAGGACGAAGCAUCCAAGGCCAAGACCAUGAUCUUCUCAGAUGUCAUGUUCAUCAUUGCUGGUGUACUGGUGCUGAUCCCAGUGUCCUGGUCAGCUAAUCGCACCAUCCAGAAUUUUUACAACCCUCUGGUGCUUGUCAGCCAGCGUCGUGAAAUUGGUGCCUCUUUGUACAUCGGCUGGGCAUCCGCUGCUCUUUGGUUGGUGGGGGGAGUAAUCAACCAGUGCUCUCCCCCAUCUAUAAAAUCAGAGAUUCAAGGCUCUUCUCACCCGCACUCAACAAAUACAACACCAGCAUGGGGGAAUGGUGCUGCUAUCAAAGGAACAACCUUCUCCGAGCAUGAUGCGGCUGAGAUGUUGGUGCUGCAUUGA
Molecule: messenger RNA, 715 nt
Organism: Engraulis encrasicolus (European anchovy)
Lineage: Eukaryota; Metazoa; Chordata; Actinopteri; Clupeiformes; Engraulidae
Product: claudin-4-like
Exons: 3
Coding region: 23-715 (230 amino acids)
Biological process (GO): bicellular tight junction assembly; cell adhesion
Cellular component (GO): bicellular tight junction; plasma membrane
Molecular function (GO): structural molecule activity
Source: RefSeq, a predicted model, not a curated record